AUGCCGCACAUCCCGCUCAUUGGCCGCCUCACCGCGCGGGAAUAUACCGCCAUCCUUUUUGGUUCCAUAUUUGUUACCCUCGAAACCAUCCUCACUUUCAUCAUCGCAUUCCUCCCGACGUCCGUCAUCCAAUGGUUCUACGACCACUCUCGCACCCUCUGGCACACCGUCGUCGGCCCACCGUCCCCACCGUCCCCACAAAAGGCUCUUGCAGAGAAGAUCCGCCUCGCGUCCGACUUUGAACGGUUAUGCGAGAUCUUUGGCUACACGCACGAGGAGCACGUCGUCUUGACCAAGGACGGAUACCUGCUCGGGCUGCACAGAUUGCCCUUCCGUCGCGGAGAAGAUUCAGGGAGGCGGGGCGCCAGCACCGGCAAGCCCGUCGUGUACUUGCACCACGGCCUCUUGAUGAACAGCGAAGUCUGGAUCUGCCUCACUGACCCGGCGCGGAGCCUCGCGUUUACCCUCGUCGAGCUCGGCUUCGAUGUCUGGCUCGGGAACAACCGCGGAAACAAGUAUUCGAAGAAGAGCAUCCACCACAACCCGAACAGCACAAAGUUCUGGAACUACAGCAUCGAUGACUUCGCCUGGCAUGAUAUCCCGGACUCCAUUGAAUACAUCCUCGACGUGACGAAGGAGCCGAGUCUCAGCUACGUUGGCUUCAGUCAGGGCACCGCGCAGGCCUUUGCAGCGCUGAGCAUUCACCCACAGCUGAAUAACAAGGUCAAUGUCUUCGUCGCGCUCGCACCCGCCAUGAGCCCGCCCGGUCUGCACGCGUCCAUCGUCGACGGGCUGAUGAAAGCUUCUCCCACCCUUCUGUUCCUAAUCUUCGGCCGCAGAGCGAUCCUCUCUUCUGCGCCCGCCUGGCAAUCACUACUCUAUCCGCCCGUGUUCACCUCCGUCAUCCACCACUCCCUCCGCUUCCUCUUCGGCUGGCAAUCCAAGAACAUCUCCCCGCUGCAGAAGUCCGCUGCGUACGCGCACCUCUACUCCUUCUCCUCCGUCAAGGCCGUCGUGCACUGGUUCCAGAUCAUGCGCAACGGCAAAUUCCAAAUGUACGACGAGGACGUGCAGAAGGUCAUCCGCGUCUCCGGCGCCGCGGCGGAGAGGCACCGCCCGAGCGGCGUGACGAGCUACGCCCCCGCGCGCUUUCCGACCAGGAACAUCGUCUCGCCGGUCGUGCUGCUGUACGGCGACUCCGACUCGCUCGUGGACAUCGACAUGAUGCUGCGGCAGCUGCCCGGCCAUACAAUGGCGCGCAGACUGCAUGGGUACGAACACUUGGAUAUCAUCUGGGGCGACGAGGUCGAUAGGGAUGUGCAUCCCCAUGCGGUGGAGGCACUGAGGCAGUACGCGGUGCGCCCGGAGAGGGUGCGGAGCGAGGUGAAGCUCAAUGGGGUGAACGCGAUAAAUGGUGUGCUCGAGUCGCCGGACACGAUCUCGGAGACGACUUCGACAUACGGGGUCGAGCCUGAUCGGCGCGCUCCCAACGUGCCCCGUGUGCCCCCGCCCGAUUAG
This is a messenger RNA of Fomitopsis serialis, 1518 nucleotides long. RefSeq names its product triacylglycerol lipase. The record is from RefSeq and is a predicted model, not a curated record. The transcript is spliced from 3 exons. The coding region runs from base 1 to 1518 and encodes 505 amino acids. Lineage: Eukaryota; Fungi; Basidiomycota; Agaricomycetes; Polyporales; Fomitopsidaceae.